GACUUUCGCCUGCACGUACUCUACGAAGCUGCUAAUUCUCAUUCAUGUUCUCCGCCUCUCGCCCAGCCUUCUCGCGCCCUUUGAUUCCCCGCGCCCUCUCCAGUCGCCUCCGUCGAUCAUACGCCUCCUCUUCUGCCUACCUCGACCCUGCCCUUGCACGCCAUCCCUCCGUCACGACAACCCCAGAAGACAUUUCCCCCAAACUCCGCCACGAGCUCGAGAGUGCGUUGAGAGUGGACCAGGCCGGUGAACUUGCUGCCAAUUACAUCUACAAGGGCCAGCACGACGUCCUUGGUCGCCAGCCACUCACCGGGCCCCUCAUCCAAGAAAUGUGGGACCAAGAGAAAAAGCACCUCGCCGUCAUGAACAAGCUUCAGACACAGCACCGUGUUCGCCCAACCCUUUUUUGGGAGCUCGCCCGUGUCGGCGGCUACGGUCUCGGCGCCGUCACGGCUCUCAUGGGCAAGGAGGCUGCAAUGGCAUGCACCGAAGCCGUCGAGACCGUCAUCGGCGAGCAUUACGACGACCAACUCAAGGCUCUUGAAGAACUCCCCCCAGAUCACCCUAGCGUACCCCUUCUGAAGGACGUCAUCCGCGAAUUCAGAGACGACGAGCUUGAGCACUUGGAUAUCGCGGUAGAGAACGACUCCCAGAAAGCUCCUGCACAUGCACUUCUAAGCACCGUCGUUGGCACAGGAUGCAAGGUGGCUAUCGAGUUAUGCAAGAGAUUCUAGGGCGGGAUGUCUCGCACAAUGUAGAAGUUUGGACCGGACUGUACCAUAGUAAUCUUUGCGAUACAACGCCAUCGUACUUAUCCACCUCUCAAUCCGUCGUCUCAGCCUCAGGAGCAGGCGCGAUGCGUGCCAGGGACUCUCCCUUGCGUUUGCCUGUCCAGUCCCACACCCCGAAUUGAUGAUAAGAGAGGGCAAAGAUGGCGGCAGGGAAGACAAUCAUGCCCAGGAUGGACUGCCUUGCUGUCCUUGAGUUGAAGCGAAAGUGCUUGUAUACAUCUUCGCGCAUCACAUUCCACCGCUCAACGGCGGGGUCAAGCU
Dichomitus squalens LYAD-421 SS1 is the source of this 1052-nucleotide messenger RNA. RefSeq names its product COQ7 protein. The record is from RefSeq and is a predicted model, not a curated record. Gene Ontology annotation, cellular component: mitochondrial inner membrane. The coding region runs from base 45 to 734 and encodes 229 amino acids. Gene Ontology annotation, biological process: ubiquinone biosynthetic process. Gene Ontology annotation, molecular function: 3-demethoxyubiquinol 3-hydroxylase activity. The transcript has 5 exons. NCBI's taxonomy places the organism in Eukaryota, Fungi, Basidiomycota, Agaricomycetes, Polyporales, Polyporaceae.